CCCACUCCUCAGCAUGUGAGCCCCCGGCCCCUGGAAUGCUGUGGCUGGCCCUGGGCCCCUUGCGUGCCAUGGAGAACCAGGUGCUGGUGAUUCGCAUCAAGAUUCCCAAUAGUGGCGCGGUGGACUGGACCGUGCACUCGGGGCCGCAGUUACUCUUCAGGGACGUGCUGGAUGUUAUAGGCCAGGUUCUGCCUGAAGCAACGACCACAGCGUUUGAAUACGAAGAUGAAGAUGGUGAUCGAAUUACAGUGAGAAGUGAUGAAGAAAUGAAGGCCAUGCUCUCAUAUUAUUAUUCCACAGUAAUGGAACAGCAAGUAAAUGGACAGUUAAUAGAGCCUCUACAGAUAUUUCCAAGAGCCUGCAAGCCUCCUGGGGAACGGAACAUACAUGGCCUGAAGGUGAAUACCCGGGCCGGGCCCUCUCAGCACAGCAGCCCUGCAAUCUCAGACUCUCUUCCCAGCAAUAGCUUAAAGAAGUCUUCUGCUGAGCUGAAAAAAAUAUUAGCCAAUGGCCAGAUGAAUGAACAAGACAUGCGGUACCGGGACACACUUGGCCAUGGCAACGGAGGCACGGUCUACAAAGCAUAUCAUGUCCCAAGUGGGAAGAUAUUAGCUGUUAAGGUCAUACUCCUAGAUAUUACACUGGAACUUCAGAAGCAAAUUAUGUCUGAAUUGGAAAUUCUUUAUAAGUGUGAUUCAUCAUAUAUCAUAGGGUUUUAUGGUGCAUUUUUUGUAGAAAACAGAAUUUCAAUAUGUACGGAAUUCAUGGAUGGGGGAUCUUUGGAUGUAUAUAGAAAAAUUCCGGAGCAUGUCCUGGGAAGAAUUGCAGUAGCGGUUGUUAAAGGCCUUACCUAUUUGUGGAGUUUAAAGAUUUUACACAGAGAUGUGAAACCCUCCAAUAUGCUCGUGAACACCCGGGGACAGGUCAAACUGUGUGAUUUCGGAGUCAGCACUCAGCUGGUGAAUUCCAUAGCCAAGACGUAUGUUGGAACAAAUGCUUAUAUGGCGCCUGAAAGAAUUUCAGGGGAACAGUAUGGUAUCCAUUCUGAUGUCUGGAGCUUAGGAAUCUCUUUCAUGGAGCUUGCUCUUGGGAGGUUUCCAUAUCCUCAGAUUCAGAAAAACCAGGGAUCUUUAAUGCCUUUCCAGCUUCUGCAGUGCAUUGUUGAUGAGGAUUCGCCAGUCCUUCCGGUUGGCGAGUUCUCCGAGCCAUUUGUACAUUUCAUCACUCAGUGUAUGCGGAAGCAGCCGAAGGAAAGACCCGCCCCAGAGGAACUGAUGGGUCACCCGUUCCUUGUGCAGUUUGACGACGGCAAUGCCACGGUGGUGUCCAUGUGGGUGUGCCGGGCCCUGGAGGAGAGGAGGAGCCAGCAGGGCCCAGCCUGAGCCGCUGCCCGGAACCAGAACCAGCACCGACCCACACAGCCCAGGACCCAGCUGCUACCCACAGCCCAGACUCAGCCAGAAGAACCCACCUGCUC
Sorex fumeus (smoky shrew) is the source of this 1477-nucleotide messenger RNA. RefSeq names its product mitogen-activated protein kinase kinase 5 (gene MAP2K5). The record is from RefSeq and is a predicted model, not a curated record. Gene Ontology annotation, biological process: protein phosphorylation. The transcript is spliced from 22 exons. Gene Ontology annotation, molecular function: protein kinase activity; ATP binding; protein binding. Bases 36 to 1382 code for a protein of 448 amino acids. NCBI's taxonomy places the organism in Eukaryota, Metazoa, Chordata, Mammalia, Eulipotyphla, Soricidae.